AUGGGCCCCUCUCAUCCGGCGCUCCCGUCCUUGACAAAGCUCGGCCUGUGGUGGCUUCUUCUGAUCCCAGCAGUGUCAGCACAGCCAGGCUCCCACGCCGAAGCCGAGGGCCGCCUCUUCAAACACCUCUUUGGGGACUAUAACCGCUGGGCGCGGCCCGUGCCCAACACCUCGGAUGUGGUGAUCGUGCGCUUCGGGCUGUCCAUCGCCCAGCUCAUCGAUGUGGACGAGAAGAACCAAAUGAUGACCACCAACGUGUGGCUGAAGCAGGAGUGGAACGACUACAAGCUGCGCUGGAAUCCAGACGAUUUUGGCCACAUCACCUCCCUUCGUGUCCCCACGGAGAUGAUCUGGAUCCCCGACAUUGUCCUCUACAACAAUGCAGAUGGGGAGUUUGCAGUGACCCACAUGACCAAGGCCCACCUCUUCUUCACGGGCACUGUGCACUGGGUGCCCCCGGCCAUCUACAAGAGCUCCUGCAGUAUCGACGUCACAUUCUUCCCCUUCGACCAGCAGAACUGCAAGAUGAAGUUUGGCUCCUGGACCUACGACAAGGCCAAGAUCGACCUGGAGCCGAUGGAGCGGACGGUGGACCUGAAGGACUACUGGGAGAGCGGCGAGUGGGCCAUCGUCACUGCCACAGGCACCUACAACUCCAAGAAGUACGACUGCUGCGCCGAGAUCUACCCCGACAUCACCUUCGCCUUCGUCAUCCGGCGGCUGCCGCUCUUCUACACCAUCAACCUCCUCAUCCCCUGCCUGCUCAUCUCCUGCCUCACCGUCCUGGUCUUCCACCUGCCCUCGGACUGCGGCGAGAAGAUCACACUGUGCAUCUCGGUGCUGCUGUCGCUCACCGUCUUCCUGCUGCUCAUCACCGAGAUCAUCCCGUCCACCUCCCUGGUCAUCCCGCUCAUCGGCGAGUACCUGCUCUUCACCAUGAUCUUCGUCACACUCUCCAUCGUCGUCACCGUCUUUGUGCUCAACGUGCACCACCGCUCCCCGCGCACACACACCAUGCCCGCCUGGGUGCGGGGGCUCCUCCUGGGCUGCCUGCCCCGGUGGCUUCUGAUGAGCCGGCCCCCAGCCCCUGUGCAGCCCCGCGACCCCCCGGGCCUGAAGCUCGUCCCUUCUUAUCACUGGCUGGAGACCAGAGUGGAUGCAGAGGAGAGGGAGGCGGCCGAGGACACGUGGGUGUGUGCAGGGUGUCCAGCCUCCUGUGUGGGUGUGCCCUACGGCCACUGCAGCCUGCAUCCCAGGGCCUCGGCUCCCAAGGUGGAGGCUGUGUGGCAGGAGAGGGAGGUCCUGCUGUCGCCCCACAUGCAGAAGGCGCUGGAGGGCGUGCACUAUAUUGCUGAUCAUCUGCGGUCUGAGGAUGCUGACUCCUCGGUGAAGGAGGACUGGAAGUAUGUCGCCAUGGUCAUCGACAGGAUCUUCCUCUGGCUGUUUAUCAUCAUCUGCUUCCUGGGCACCAUCGGACUCUUCCUCCCUCCAUUCCUGGCUGGAAUGAUCUAA
This is a messenger RNA of Cynocephalus volans (Philippine flying lemur), 1512 nucleotides long. RefSeq names its product cholinergic receptor nicotinic alpha 2 subunit (gene CHRNA2). Gene Ontology annotation, biological process: nervous system process; synaptic transmission, cholinergic; monoatomic ion transmembrane transport. The record is from RefSeq and is a predicted model, not a curated record. Gene Ontology annotation, cellular component: synapse; neuron projection; plasma membrane. Bases 1 to 1512 code for a protein of 503 amino acids. NCBI's taxonomy places the organism in Eukaryota, Metazoa, Chordata, Mammalia, Dermoptera, Cynocephalidae. The transcript has 6 exons. Gene Ontology annotation, molecular function: acetylcholine-gated monoatomic cation-selective channel activity; acetylcholine receptor activity.